This is a messenger RNA of Chironomus riparius, 883 nucleotides long. The record is from the annotation of a GenBank genome assembly. Lineage: Eukaryota; Metazoa; Arthropoda; Insecta; Diptera; Chironomidae.
GGACUUUUGUAAUUUUUUCUUAAAUUUUUUGUAAACUCUUGUUAAAAAUGAGUAUUAAUAGCUGCUGUGUUCCUUGUGAGAAGCCUGAUCUCGAGGACGAUAGAUGGAUGGCAAUACAUAAGCGAUUCCUUCAAGAUUGCCUAGAAAAAGAUCCAGAAAUCGUAUUUAUUGGGGACGAUAUUCUUGAAGGAUUAGUGUCAACAGAGAUGUAUAGAAGCUUUGAAGACAUGCACGUAUUAAACUUUAGUAUUAGAGGUGAUUUUAUCGAAAAUAUUUUAUGGCGAAUAGCUAACGGGGAACUUGAGAAAGUAAAGCCAAAAAUUAUUGUGCUGAACUGCGGGACUAAUAAUACACCAACAAAUACAGCGGAAGAGAUCUCAGAAGGUAUCAUGCAAUGUGUGGAAGAAAUUCGUAAAAAGCGAGCUGGAUCUUUCAUUAUUUUACUUACAUUACUUCCGAGAGGCCACAAGCCUAAUCCACUGCGUGAAAAGAUCGACACUGUUAAUUCAAUAAUUCAGGAAAAGUGUCAUGGCUUGCAGAAAGUACAAAUCAUUGACAUUUCAAAAGGAUUAGUCCAGAACGACGGAACAAUAAGUCAUCAUGAUUUAUAUGACUACCUCAACUUAACCAAUGCUGCUAGUAAAAAACUUUUUGAACCUGUCCUGGAUGUCUUAAAUCAGAUCUUAAAUGAGAAUGAAAAGGAGCUUUUAACACCAUCGGAAUAAAAAUCUCAUUAUUUAUAAUAUACAUUGCAAUUACUCAACAACAAAAGCUUAUGUUGAGCAUUUAAAAUAUACCACAAAAAAGAGAAAUCAUUGGAAUUAAACAGUUUUCUUUUGGAUGGAUGCUCGCCUUGCUUUUUAAUAAAAACAUCAAUAAUUAU